AUGGGUUCCUAUUCAAAAAAGAGUUCUGCCGAAUGGUUUAUCGACCAAUUAAAUGUGGAUAAUGCAAAACUUUUGGCCUUUGUUCUAGUUAUAGGAUUUAUUGGAUAUCAUGGAAUACUGCAUUUACGAUAUGGUCCUGAUUCAUGCACUUGGUUAUUAUCUUCUGGUCGAUAUAAGGGUGACCAUGAAUGGCAGCCAUAUGGGUGUAUGUUGCACAAAUAUUCUAAAACUGACGCUAGAAGAUGUUUAAGAUAUUUAGCAUUUUGGGACAAAUACAACAGUUUUGCUUUUAUAGGUGACUCGAGGGUAGAACAGUUAUAUGAGUACUUUAUUGGUGUACUCAAAACUCGUUUAGAUAUGGAUUCAUCUUAUUCAACUAUAGAUCAUAGAAUGCCCAAUUAUACUUAUGUGGAUAACAAGCUGAAACUGUCUGUCACAUUUAUAUGGAGUGAUGAUGUUUCUAGAACAAUGGUGGACCAGUUUAGAACAUGGCAAUAUUCAGACCGACCUCCCUCAGUAAUAGUGGCCAGUACCGGAUUACAGUUAAUAAAAAAUAGAAACACAACACAGCAAGUAUUAGAAGAAUAUAAAAGAAAUUUAACUCAACUUGUCCAACCGAUAGACGCUUUAUCUGCAAGAGGGACUCAAGUUCUAUGGAAGAUUCUGGAAUCUGUUGACACUUCUAAGAUGAAAAAUGAUGUGAAAAUUAGUAACAGUGAUAUCGACGCGUAUAAUAGAGCUGCUGUUGAGAUACUACAACACAGCGACACGAAGCUGUGGAACUCCCCGCGGCCGACGGACGGCGCCGCGAGCGGCCCGGCGCUUCGCCACUCGGCCCAGAUACUACUGAACAUGUUCUGCAAUGACCACAUGAACUUCAACGACGGCACCUGCUGCGCCACGCCGGAGCCCUGCACACAGAUACAGGUGGUCACCUUCGCGCUCUUCCUGUUGUGCGCAGUGUUAGCCGGCAUCCGGUAUAUAUGGCGUUGGUCACAGAAUAUAAAACAACGUAUGGAAGGGUAUGCCCUCGUCAACCAAAAGAUCAUCGAACCCCCAUCUGCCAUAAACGCCAUCGCCAAGCUUGGAAUGAUUAUGGCGUAUUUUUAUCUGUGCGAUAGAACUAAUUUCUUUAUGAAGGAAAAUAAAUAUUACUCGGAAUGGAGUUUUUGGUUGCCGGUCGGGUAUGUGUUUGCUUUGGGACUGUUCUUCACAGAUGAAUCGAGGUCUAGUAGCCAUUCAAGAGUUCUCCAUCGUGAACAAACAAAUGAAUGGAAAGGCUGGAUGCAAUUAGUUAUUUUAGUGUACCAAGUGACCGGUGCGAGUAAAGUCCUUCCCAUAUACAUGCUAGUUAGGGCACUCAUCUCUGCCUAUCUAUUUUUAACUGGAUAUGGCCAUUUCUAUUAUACAUGGAAAACCGGGGACACGGGCCUUGUGAGAUAUUUCAGAGUGAUAUUCAGAUUGAAUUUUCUAACGAUUGUGCUCUGCCUAACUAUGAAUAGACCAUAUCAGUUCUAUAGUUUUAUACCGUUGGUGUCCUUUUGGUAUACUUUGAUGUUCGCAAUCUUCGCUCUGCCCCCGCACAUAACACAGUCCUCUGCCCACACGAUAGAGACGAAGCCCUAUCAGUAUCUCUACAUAGCGCUCAAGGUUCUAGGCCUCCUCUCGAUAGUCACGGUCCUGUACAUGAGUGAAGUGUUCUUCCAGAAGAUAUUCGUGAUGAGACCAUGGAAAGCUUUGUUUGUGAAUGCCGAUGAUGAUAUACACCAGUGGUGGUUGGAUUGGAAGCAGGAUAGGUACUCAAUGGCGUACGGCAUAAUAUUCGCAACCGCAUAUCUUCUAGCACAAAGAUACAAUUUCCUAGACGAUAACAACCACAGCAAUUUAUUUACUCCCGGACUUUCUCUUAGUGCCACGUUUCUAGCCUUCAUAGGUUUAGGCAGCUACAUCACUUUUACAUUUUUCUGUUCAAACACAUUCGAUUGCAACGAAAUACAUAGUUACGUGGCUUUUCUUCCUAUUAUAAGCUAUAUUCUCCUAAGAAAUGUGUCGGGUGCCCUCAGAACUAAGCAUUCCAGUCUCUUCGCCUGGUUUGGGACUAUCACUUUAGAACUGUUCGCAAGUCAAUCCCAUAUAUGGUUAGCGGCAGAUACACAUGGUGUUCUAGUUUUGAUACCUGGAGCUCCCAUUUUAAAUCUUAUUUUAACAUCCUAUAUAUUUAUUUUCACCGCCCAUGAAAUACAUAAGUUAACUAGUAUUAUUCUUCCGUAUGCGGUGCCCGAUGAUUGGAAGUUGGUUUUGAGGAAUUUCGCCAUAUUUUUGGCUAUCUUAGUACCGAUUGGGAUACAUGAUGGUAUGUUU
This is a messenger RNA of Brenthis ino (lesser marbled fritillary), 2361 nucleotides long. NCBI's taxonomy places the organism in Eukaryota, Metazoa, Arthropoda, Insecta, Lepidoptera, Nymphalidae. The record is from the annotation of a GenBank genome assembly.